CAGCUCGUCUCUCGUCCUCUCUCAGGAGUGAGGAACGAGAUAUUUCAGAAUUUCCACCUCUCUCGUUCUCUGUGUCUCCGAUUACUUAGUGUUAGGACAGGUCUCCCUAUUUUAUUUUUAAUCAAGUUUAAGUUUAGUAAUUAGUAAUUAGUGCCCUCCCCGCCUUUGAAGCCCUUCCGCUUCUCUUAUAUAAACCCCUGUCCUCCUUGCUUUUGGAGAGCCAAUUUCAUCUCUUCUUCUGUAUUUGUCUUUCUGAGAUAAAUAAUGGAUUUCUCUAGUUCGUCCCUUUCUUCCAUGGUGCCAGUCGUGGUCGUCCUCUUGCUUUUGUCCUUGGCCAUGUCUUCCGCCAUGGACAUGUCGAUCAUAAGCUACAACAAGGAGCAUGGACUAACGUCCGGUGGGAGGACCAAUGAACAAGUUAAGGCUCUUUACGAGACUUGGCUCGUCAGACACGGUAAGGCUUAUAACGCUUUGGGGGAGAAGGAAAAGAGGUUCGAGAUCUUCAAGGAUAACCUUAAGUUCAUCGACGAGCACAACUCUCAGAACCACACCUACAGGCUGGGUUUGAACCGGUUCGCCGAUCUCACCAACGCCGAGUACCGGGCUUUGUAUUUGGGCAAGAAGCCCAACCCCAACAAGAGGGAUUCCAGGGCCAAAAGCAACCGAUACGCUUUCCAGGCCGACGACGACUUGCCUUCGUCCGUCGAUUGGAGGGAAAAAGGUGCCGUCGUUCCCGUCAAAGAUCAGGGCAGUUGUGGGAGUUGCUGGGCGUUCUCGACCGUUGCGGCGGUGGAGGGGAUAAACCAGAUCGUGACCGGCGAAUUGAUAUCGCUGUCGGAACAGGAGUUGGUGGAGUGUGACACAUCGUAUAACCAGGGAUGCAACGGAGGCCUUAUGGAUUACGCCUUCGAGUUCAUCAUCGAGAACGGCGGCAUUGAUACCGAAGAGGAUUACCCCUACACAGGUCGCGACGGCCAAUGCGAUACCUAUCGGAAAAAUGCACGUGUUGUUACAAUUGAUUCGUACGAAGAUGUUCCGGUGAACGACGAGAAGGCCUUGCAGAAGGCGGUGGCACAUCAACCCGUCAGCGUUGCCAUUGAAGCUGGUGGCAGGGCCUUCCAGCUCUACCAGUCCGGUAUAUUCACAGGACGAUGUGGAACAGCGCUGGACCACGGUGUGAUCACAGUAGGAUAUGGCUCAGAAAAUGGUGUAGACUACUGGAUUGUCAGGAAUUCGUGGGGUAGCAGCUGGGGUGAGGAGGGGUAUAUUAGGAUGGAGCGUAACCUGGCCAGCACAGAUAACGGCAAGUGCGGAAUUGCAAUGGAGGCAUCGUAUCCCAUCAAGAAGGGACAGAACCCUCCUAACCCAGGCCCUUCUCCCCCCUCUCCGGUGACGCCCCCCACCGUCUGUGAUGGUUACUACUCGUGUCCUGAGAGUAACACUUGCUGCUGUGUCUACCAAUUUGGCAGCUUCUGCUUUGCAUGGGGAUGCUGCCCACUAGAGUCUGCUACCUGCUGUGAAGACCAUUACAGCUGCUGCCCACAUGAGUUUCCCGUUUGCAACAUUGAUGCAGGGACCUGCCAAUUGAGCAAUAACAACCCCUUGGGAGUCAAGGCAUUGAAGCGCACUCCUGCCAAACCCUUCUGGACUUUUGGGAGUGCAGGACGUCGAAAGAGCAGCAGCCGUGCUUAGAGAAUUCUCUCUGCGUGUGUGUUCUGGGCCGGCCAGGAAGAAGCUAGAAUGACAAGGGUGCAAUGAAAGAAUGCGAUUGCGAUUAGCAUGAUGAACAACAGCUAUAUUACUAGUGAUGAUCUUCCUAUAUCCGGCUUGGUUUAAGAUUGCACAAGGAUGGAUGAUUCUGAUGUAGAGUUCUACAUGAAUCAUGAUAUAAUAUUUCCUCAUUGCACACCCCUACACCCCUACUGGUGGGUGGGGUAUUGUAGUAUAUAUAUUUUGUAUAUAUGAUAUUCACCAACUACUGCAAUUAUUUGAUGAUGAAUUAAUUGUCAAUCCAUAUUCUGUCAGGUCUCCAAUAAUUAAUUGUUUCUGUGGCCUUGUUUAA
Messenger RNA from Nelumbo nucifera (sacred lotus), 2062 nucleotides. Its product is annotated as cysteine proteinase mucunain-like. The record is from RefSeq and is a predicted model, not a curated record. Gene Ontology annotation, molecular function: cysteine-type peptidase activity. Lineage: Eukaryota; Viridiplantae; Streptophyta; Magnoliopsida; Proteales; Nelumbonaceae. Gene Ontology annotation, biological process: proteolysis.